UAGGAUAUCGGACCAUAUCACAGAUGGCGGGGCAAAAUCUUCCAAUUUGGGUCGUUGUCUGGCUCUUUUUCUCAAGUAUUAUGGUCACAAUCGACGCCUUGUUUGUGAUUUUGCGACCCCAUACACUACCGGGAGGAAAAUGGAACUAUCUCUUUCUGCAUUAUAAUAUUUACAUUCACGUCGACAAAAGAUACGCCGAUGUAGAUGACACUUUUAAUUAUGGACAAAGCUUCAUGAAUCUGGUGGAAAUGUGUCUCAAUGUCAUUUCUCUAAUAAUGUAUAACAGGGGAAAAGUUGGACUAUCAGUAUUGGUUGCCUUCAUGGUGAGCACAAUGACAUUUUCCAAAACAGUAUUCUACUUCCUCGUCUCUAGUGAGUUGUGUGGUGGACAACACUUUGUGAACCACAAUGACUGGAAGUCUGCAGUGUUUUUAUACAUUAUUCCAAAUGGCAUCUGGAUACUUGUUCCCUUUCUCUGUAUGGUGACCCUAGGAAAUAUUAUAGUAGAUCAUGCAGGAAAUGGACAACCAACAGGGAAGAAAACAAAAUCUUAUUAAGUAGGAAUUUUUAAAUUGAUCAUAUCAUUGAUUUGUGUGGUAAUUCUUUAUUAACCAUUUACUCCCAAGAUCUGCUUAUCAAUUCUCGCCUCUACCUGCUACAUAUUUCUUAGUAAAUCAGUUUCAAGAAUUUGGUGUUAGAUCAAGAUAACAGCAUAUACCUGAUUAGUUUGAGUAUUCUUAUCACCUGUUUGCUGGAUAAUGUAUGGCUAUUAAAGGGAGAAGUUACAUUUUAAUCACUGCUGGGAGUUCAAGAGUUAAACAUGGUGGAACCCUGAACAAAGGUAACAGGGAAAGUUAAUGAAAACUUUUCAUAGCCACAACAGAUUGUAUCCCAUUAGUAAAGGUGAACUCUGACCUGAGGUGUCUAAUGGAAAAGGUUCCAUUGUAUAAGGGCGAACAACAUUCCCCUAACUUGGAAAGUAAGGAAUAUGCCUUUGUUUGUAAACAAUGUUCAGAAGAAUAAGCAUGUGCACAGCAUGAGCUGAGAGAUUUUGGGAAAAAGGUCUGUGAGUGCUCCCAAUAGGAGUCCACAGCACAACCUGCCAAUUAGUACUAUGGAAAAUCUACAACUAGAGCUACACAAGACUCAUGGCAGGCUAGGCUGUUUCACCAGGUCAAUAGUGACAAACUUCCUGCCUAUUGCUGGGACAGGAAUGUCAAAAUGUAAUGCUUCUGCACAAUGAGGAUGUUAAAAUUAAUGUGCUAGAGUACUUGGCUCGAUUGUAUGAAGGGCCAAUAAAGCUAUCCAACACAAAAUAAAUAAAUGAAUAAAUCGCUAUCCAACUGAUAAGUGAUAGCAAAAUGUAUAGCAUUACCCACUGGAUGGAGAUUUAUCCUGUGGAUGGCAUUAUCCGACCUUCAAUCAACCACGACCUUAUAUAUUGGGGGUAAAUAGGAUAAGUCGAUAAUAAAUAGGAACAUCAUUGUUUGUCAAUACCAUUCCUUUUUGGCAUACAGGGGAAAGAAAUUUGUUAAGAAAUUUGCAAAGUAAAUGUACUUGAAGUUCACAUUAAAUGACAAGUAUGCUUUACUGCUUCAACAGUUGACACCAUUUUGUAGUCAUGCUACAUUAAUAGCACUAUUAAUGUUCAUGAGCUGUUUUCAAAUUGUAAAAUUAACUUAAUUUAGUGUAUGUUUAAGCACUCAAGACAAAGGUUUCUUUUUUUGGUGAGUGACACCAUAACUUAUGAAGUCAUAGUUGUCUUGUGAUGUAAGUAAGAAUCUCUUAAAACUAUGGAA
This is a messenger RNA of Pocillopora verrucosa, 1799 nucleotides long. RefSeq lists its product as uncharacterized. NCBI's taxonomy places the organism in Eukaryota, Metazoa, Cnidaria, Anthozoa, Scleractinia, Pocilloporidae. The record is from RefSeq and is a predicted model, not a curated record.